Molecule: messenger RNA, 11969 nt
Organism: Cucurbita maxima (winter squash)
Lineage: Eukaryota; Viridiplantae; Streptophyta; Magnoliopsida; Cucurbitales; Cucurbitaceae
Product: E3 ubiquitin-protein ligase UPL1-like
Exons: 17
Coding region: 171-11450 (3759 amino acids)
Biological process (GO): positive regulation of protein catabolic process; proteasome-mediated ubiquitin-dependent protein catabolic process; protein polyubiquitination
Molecular function (GO): ubiquitin-protein transferase activity; protein binding
Source: RefSeq, a predicted model, not a curated record
UUCGUCUUCUUCUCUAUAUCACCCUUUCUUCCUUUGAUCUCCGUUCUUCUUGAUCCUGAUCGUACAAGCUUGAAAUUCUUCACUUUGCCGGUUCAGAUUACUUCUCGGUUACUGGGAAGUGGUCGUCAUCUUGAGCGUUUUUCAAUUUCUGCAAUGCUCUCAGUACCAAGAUGAAGAUGAAGAGGAGGAGGGCGCUAGAAGUGCCUCCAAAAAUUAGAUCGUUCAUCAAUAAUGUUACAUCCGUUCCGCUUGAGGAUAUUGAAGAACCUCUGAAGGGUUUCGUUUGGGAAUUUGAUAAGGGAGAUUUCCAUCAUUGGGCUGACCUCUUCAAUCAUUUUGAUUCAUUUUUUGAGAAGCACAUAAAGUUCAGGAAGGAUUUGCAGGUUGAGGAUAAUUUUUUGGGCUCCGAUUCUCCAUUUCCAAGAGAAGCUGUUCUUCAGAUUCUGCGUGUCAUAAGAAAAAUUUUAGAGAAUUGCACUAAUAAACACUUUUAUAGCUCUUAUGAGCAGCAUCUAUCAUGUCUUCUAGCUUCAACUGAUGCCGAUAUAGUUGAGGCCUGCUUGCAGACUUUGGCUGUUUUUUUGAAGAAAUCUAUUGGGAAGUACACCAUUAGGGAUGCUUCUUUGAACUCAAAGUUAUUUUCUCUUGCACAAGGAUGGGGAGGAAAGGAAGAAGGUCUUGGACUGAUUGCAUGUGCUUUGCAGAAUGGUUGCAGCCAGGUUACUCAUGAGUUGGGUUGCACACUUCAUUUUGAGUUCUAUGCGAUAAAUGAAUCUGGAAGUGAAAUAGAACAGUUGGCCAAAGGUCUGCAAAUCAUUCAUUUAUCUAAUGUCAGCUUCUGCCUAGAAACUGAUUUAGAACUUCUUAGUAAGUUAAUUGCAAGAUUCAAUGUGCCAACUAGUUUGAGAUUUUCUCUUCUGACAAGGAUGCGGUUUGCAAGAGCAUUUCAUUCUCUAUCUGCUCGGCAGCAGUAUACCUGUAUUCGCUUGUAUGCUUUCAUCGUUCUUGUUCAAGCAAGUGGUGAUGCUGAUGAUCUAGUUACUUUCUUUAAUUCUGAGCCCGAGUUUGUAAAUGAGUUAGUGGGCUUAUUAAACUAUGAGGAUGAAGUUCCUGUGAAAAUACGAAUCCUUUGUCUAUUAUCUUUGGUUGCACUUUGUCAAGACCGGUCACGCCAACCAGCUGUGUUGUCUGCAGUGACUUCUGGUGGGCACCGGGGCAUCUUGUCCAGCCUCAUGCAGAAAGCUGUUGAUUCUGUGAUUACUGAUACUACAAAGUGUUCAAUUCUUUUUGCUGAGGCCUUAUUAUCAGUCGUAACUGUUUUGGUCUCGUCAUCAUCAGGUUGCUCAGCCUUGCGUGAAGCUGGCUUUAUCCCUACUCUUCUACCUCUCCUUAAAGAUACAAAUCCACAACAUUUGCAUUUAGUCAGCACUGCUGUACAUAUUUUAGAAGUUUUUAUGGACUAUAGCAAUCCAGCUGUUGCAUUAUUUAGAGACUUGGGUGGAUUGGAUGAUACUAUUUCUCGCCUGAAGGUUGAGGUGUCGCAUUUUGAGAAUGGUUCAAAGCAACAGGGGGAUCAUCUUGAAUAUGAUCGGAGGAAUUGGCAAAUUGGCAUUGCUGCUUCCUCAGAUUUGGAUGACUUGCAGCCUUCCUACUCUGAAGCUUUGCUAUCAUACCGUCGACGAUUGCUGAUGAAAGCUUUACUGCGUGCUAUAUCCCUUGGAACUUAUGCCCCAGGAAAUACUGCCCGCUUUUAUGGUUCUGAAGAGAACUUGUUGCCUCAUUGUUUGUGCAUAAUAUUUAGAAGGGCCAAAGAUUUUGGUGGAGGGGUUUUUUCACUUGCAGCUACUGUUAUGAGUGAUUUAAUUCACAAAGACCCUACUUGUUUUUCUGUCUUAGAUGCUGCUGGUCUUCCUGCUGCCUUUCUUGAUGCUGUAAUGGAUGGUGUUGUCUGCUCUGCAGAAGCAAUAACAUGCAUUCCUCAGUGUCUGGAUGCUUUAUGUCUAAACAACAAUGGCCUUCAGGCCGUCAAAGACCGCAAUGCUUUAAGGUGCUUUGUGAAAAUAUUUACUUCGAGGACUUAUUUGUGUUCCCUUGCUAGUGAUGCUUCAGGAUCAUUAUCUAGUGGGCUUGAUGAACUUAUGCGUCAUGCAUCUUCUCUCCGUGGGCCUGGAGUGGAUAUGCUGUUAGAAAUCUUGACUUCCAUUGUAAAAAUAGGAUCUCCGGUUGAUGCUUCUUGUAUGUCAAUUGAUCCGUCAUGCUCUUCUACUGCAGUUCCCAUGGAGACUAAUGUUGAAGAAAGGAAAUCUGUCCUUUCAGAUGAUAAGGCAACUGCCAAGACGGGAAACUUGGAGCAAAGUGGUGAUGAGCUAUUUCUUGAUCAAUCUAUUACAAAUCCAGAGUCAUUUCUUCCUGAUUGUGUGAGCAACGCUGCCCGUCUUCUUGAAACAGUUCUUCAAAAUGCUGAUGCAUGUCGCAUAUUUGUUGAGAAGAAGGGUAUUGAAGCUGUAUUGCAGUUAAUUUCUUUGCCCUUGAUGCCCCCAUCUGUGUCAGUUGGUCAGAGCAUCUCUAUAGCCUUCAAAAGCUUCUCACCUCAGCAUUAUGCUUCUCUUGCUCGUGUAGUAUGUACAUUUUUGAAAGAGCAUCUGAAAUCAACAAAUGAGUUCUUGAUAUCCAUUAAGGGGUUACAUCUUUCUCUAGUUGAAUCUUCGAAGCAAACUAGGGGUUUGAAACAUCUUUCAUGUCUAGAAAGUAUACUGUGUUUGUGCAACUUUUUGUUGAAGGGGACUACAACUUUGGUUUCUGAACUGGGAAUUUCCGAUGCUGAUAUAUUGAAAGAUAUUGGAUGCACUUACAGGGAAAUAAUUUGGCAAAUUUCUUUGGAUAAUCAUUCAAAAACAGAUGACAAGAAAAGUGCGGAUCAAGAAUCAGAAAGUUCAGAUGCAACUCCUUCAAAUUCUCCUGGAAGAGAGAGUGAUGAUGAUGCAAACAUGCCAGUGGUGAGAUACAUGAAUCCAGUUUCCCUUAGAAAUGGUUCUCAUUUGUGGGGUGGGGAGCGUGAGUUUCUCUCUGUUGUUCACUCUAGUGAAAGUCUCCAUCGCCGUAGUCGACAUGGGUUGCGCUUACGAGGUGGAAGAAGUGGACGAUAUCUAGAGCCUUUUAAUAUUGUUUCUGAAGCUUCUGCUGGAAUUCCAGAGGCAUCAUCUACUCCAGAGUUGAAAAAGAAAAGUCCUGAGGUUCUUGUCUCUGAAAUUUUGAACAAGCUUGCUUCAACAUUGCAUGCUUUCUUCACAGCUCUUGUCAAGGGAUUUACAUCAUCCAACCGUCGUAGAGUUGACUCUGGAUCAUUGAAUUCUGCCUCAAAAGCUCUUGGAACUGCUGUAUCCAAAAUAUUUCUUGAUGCUCUUAGUUUCUCGGGGCAUUCUAGUUCAUCAGGACUUGAUAUUUCCUUGCCAGUGAAGUGUCAAUAUCUUGGAAAGGUUGUAGAUGAUAUGGCAGCACUUACAUUUGAUGGCAGAAAGCGUACUUGUUAUUCAGCUAUGAUUAAUAACUUCUAUGUACAUGGUACCUUCAAGGAGCUAAUUACAACAUUUCAGGCUACAAGUCAAUUGCUAUGGUCACUACCAUAUUCUGUUCAAAAUUCAGCAGUUGACCAUGAGACGACAAAUGAAGAAAGCAACUUGUCUCAUAGUCCAUGGCUAUUUGAUACGAUACAGGGUUACUGUCGUGUGCUUGAGUAUUUUGUUAGUUCUACGCUACUUUUGUCUCCAAAUUCGGCAUCCCAAGUGCAACAGCUCAUUCAACCUGUGGCUGUUGGUCUGUCCAUUGGAUUGUUUCCUGUGCCAAGGGACCCUGAAGUUUUUGUUCGAAUGCUGCAGGCCCAAGUUCUUGAUGUGUUACUACCUAUCUGGAAUCAUCCCAAUUUUCCAAACUGUAAUCCGUCAUUCAUUGCUUCCAUUGUUUCUCUUGUUACACACAUAUAUUCUGGUGUUAGUGAUGUUAAACGAAAUCACAAUAGAAUUGCUGGGACCACUAACCCACGGUUCAUUCCCCCACCACCCAAUGAAGCUACUAUUGAUACAAUGGUUGAGAUGGGUUUUACAAGGGAAAGAGCAGAGGAGGCAUUGAGAAGGGUGGGAAUAAAUAGCGUGGAGAUGGCAAUGGAGUGGCUAUUUACUCAUGCUGAGGAUCCUGUGCAGGAAGACGAUGAACUUGCUCGUGCCCUUGCACUAUCAAUGGGGAAUUCAUCAGAAUCAUCUAAAGUAGAUAAUGGUGACAAAUCUAUGGAUGUAUUGACUGAUGAGGGGCAUGCAAAGGCACCUCCCAUUGAUGAUAUUCUGGCUGCAUCGUUGAGAUUAUUCCAGAGUAGUGACAAAAUGGCAUUCACAUUAACAGAUUUGCUUGUGACUCUCUGCAACCAGAACAAGGGUGAAGAUCGUCCCAGAGUGAUGUCUUAUCUUAUUCAUCAGUUAAAGCUUUGCCCCUUGGAUUUGACAAAGGAUAAUGGAGCUUUAAGUAUGUUAUUGCAUAUUAUUGCGUUGCUUCUUUUUGAGGAUUGGAAUGCUCGUAAAAUUGCUGCACAAGAGGGCAUUGUAUCUGUUGUUAUAGAUAUUCUGACAAAUUUCAAGUCUAGAAAUGCUGCUGCUCCUGCGGCUUCAUUACCAAAAUGUGUAAGUGCUUUAUUGCUAAUCUUGGACAGCAUGUUACAGUGUCGACCCAAAAUUAUUUCUGAAAAUACUGUUGGUUCUCCAGUGGGUUCUCCACCUGAUUUGUCUGGUGGUGGGCAACUACCCAUGUUAGCACCUAUGUCCAUUGGAGAUGAUAAAACUGAUAAAACUACUCUAAAUGCUGAUAAUAAAGAAUCUGGGUCAGUAUUUGAGAAUGUACUGGGAAAGCCUACAGGUUAUUUAACUGCUGAUGAGUGUAUUCAGAUGAUGCUGUUUGCAUGUGACUUGAUAAAACAACGUGUUCCUGGAGUAAUCAUGCAAGCAGUCCUACAGCUAUGUGCACGGUUGACAAAAAUUCAUGCUCUUGCUUUGCAGUUUCUUGAAAAUGGAGGUCUGGUUGAACUCUUUAAUCUUCCAAGAACUUGUUUCUUUCCUGGUUAUGACACUCUGGCUUCUGCUAUUGUUCGACAUCUUCUUGAAGACCCUCAGACUCUUCAAACAGCAAUGGAAAUGGAAAUACGGCAAAUUUUGGGUGGAAGGCGGCAUGCUGAGCGUACAACUGCCUGUAAUUUCUUGGCUUCAAUGUCAGCUGUUAUUUCCAGAGAUCCCAUGGUUUUCAUGAAAGCCUCAGCUGCAGUUUGUCAGUUGGAGACAUCAGGUGGCCAUACUUUUGUUGUUUUAUCAAAGGAAAGGGAGAAAGAAAAGGAGAAAGAAAAUGAGGAGAGAUCAAAAGUAUCUGGAACGGAAGUUGGAUUGUCUUCAAAUGAAAGUGUCAAGAUAUCUGAAAAUAAGAUUUAUGAUGGAUCAGGGAAAUACUCCAAAAAUCACAAGAAGAUUCCUGCAAAUCUCACUCAAGUAAUCAACCAACUUAUUGAAAUUGUUGUCAAGUACCCGUUGGCACAAAACCGGGCGGAUUCUGUUAGUAAUUUCUGUUCUAUGGAGGUAGAUGAACCUGAUACCAAGGUAAAGGGUAAAUCAAAAGCUGUGGAUAAAAACAAUUUAGAGGAUGAAUCUGAAAAAUCUACUGGACUGGCUAAAGUGACUUUUGUUCUUAAAUUGUUGAGUGACAUCCUUCUGAUGUAUGUGCAUGCUGUAGGGGUCAUUCUUAGACGUGAUUCUGAAAUGUGUCAACUUCGAGACUGUAAUCAUUUGGAUAGUGCUGGACAAGGUGGGAUUAUUUACCAUAUUUUGCAACGAUUACUUCCUCUUUCAGUCGAUAAAUCUGCAGGACCUGAUGAAUGGAGAGACAAGCUAUCUGAAAAAGCUUCUUAUUAUCUCGUGGUUCUUUGUGGUCGUUCUAGUGAAGGUCGUAAACGAGUAAUUAAUGAGCUUGUGAAAGCAUUAUCUUUUUUUUCCAGCUCUGAAAGCAGCUCGAAUAAGAACUCUGUCUUGCCGGAUAAAAGAAUUUUUGCCUUUUCUAAUUUGGCAUAUUCUAUAUUGUCCAAAAAUUCUUCUUCCAGUAACUUGCCAGGUUCAGGCUGCUCACCUGACAUUGCUAAAAGCAUGAUUGAUGGAGGAAUGGUUCAAUGUCUGACUAAUAUUUUACAAGUGGUUGAUCUGGACCACCCUGAUGCUCCUAAAAUUGUGAACCUUAUAUUGAAGGCUCUGGAAAGCCUGACGAGAGCUGCCAAUGCCAGUGAGCAAAUAAUGAAGUCUGAUGGAAUGGUGAAAAAAAAAUCUUCAGGGUUAAAUGAGAGGCUUGGUGACCAGAUAAAUACAGUCUCAACUGAUGACACUAUUGGGCAAAACCAAAAUGCUGGCAGUCAACAGUUGGUCAGAGAGGCAGCUGAAAAUAAUCAGCAAGAAUUUGCUACUGCUCAAAAUGAUGGCAAUGUACACACUCAAUCAAAUUGGUCCCUUGAGCGGGAAAUGAGAUUAGAAGUGGAAGGGACAAUGGCUGCAAACCUGCAUAUGGACCUUGGAACGGAGUUUAUGCGUGAGGAGAUGGGAGAAGCUGGCGUCUUGCACAAUUUGGACCAAAUUGAGAUGAGCUUUCAUGUAGAGAACAGGGCAGAUGAGGAGAUGGGUGAUGAAGAUGAUGAUGCAGAAGAUGAUGAUGACGACGAUGAUGGGGAGGAUGUGGAUGAGGAUAUAGCUGAAGAUGAUGGUGGAAUGAUGUCCCUGCCAGAUACUGAUGAUACCAGACUGGCAGAUGACUACAAUGAUGAAAUGGUAGAUGAAGAGGAUGAUGAUUUUCAUGAGAAUAGAGUCAUUGAGAACAGGUGGAGGGAGGCACUUGAUGGAUUGGAUCAUCUACAGGUACUUGGGCAGCCUGGAGGUGCUAGUGGGCUUGUUGACGUUGCUACUGAACCUUUUGAAAAUGUUGAUGACCUUUUUCGUUUCCGGAGGCCUCUAUACUUUGAACGCCGCCAUCAGACUGGUAGGUCCUCCUUUGAGCGAUCUGUUGUUGAAGUGAAUGGUUUCCAGCAUCCUCUAUUACUUAGGCCAUCCCAGUCAGGAGAUAUGGUGUCGAUGCGGUCAUCUACUGGGAAUUUAUCUCGUGACUUGGAUACUUUAUCAUCUGGGAGUUAUGAUGCAUCCAACUUUUAUGUGUUCGAUGCUCCCGUUUUUCCAUACAACCAUGUGGAAAAUAAUUUAUUUGGUGGUGCGGCUCCACCUCCCUUGGCUGACUAUCCUAUCGGUAUACAUUCAUUGCCUUUUGCAGGAAGAAGAGGGCUGGGUAAUGGUCGUUGGACUGAUGAUGGUCAACCUCAAGGAAGUACUCAGGCUAUUACAGUUGCUCAGGCUGUUGAGGAAUUGUUUGUAUCUUAUAUGCAUAGCAUUAUGCCUGCAGAAAGACUGCCUCAAAAUUUAGGAGUUCAGGAUAAACAACUGGAUACCCUUCCGUCCAUUAAUAAUCGAGUAGUAGCAGAAUCUGGUAAUGCUAGAAGUCAACAAAACGACGACCAGAAUCCAGAUAACUCUGUUGAAGCCUCACAUCAUGAAACAAAUGUAACUGUUGAGAGUGCUAUUUCCCAUCACGUCAAUUCAGAAUCUAUAAUUGAAGAAGCUGUGGAAAAUGUGCAGGAGCAUGAACCUAUGUCUAUUCAACCUCAUGCACCGGAUAUUACAUUGAGUGAACAUGACAGGAUGGAUAUGGGAGAACAAAAUGGUGCUUCUGAUCAGCAGAUUGAGACAUUACCUCAGUUCGACAACCUGGAUUGUGAUGGAACUUUUGAACUGCCUACAGAUCUUCAUGAAAUGCCAUCUCAGGCCAUAUACCGUCCUGGUUCUUCUGAAAUGGAUGCCGUUGAUGGGAAUCAUGUAGUAUCGAACUUUGGAUUAGAGACGCCUAAUCCUGGUGAUUGCCAGGUCUCUUCUGCUGGUGCAAGUGUUAAUGUUGACAUGAAUGAUAAUGAUGCUGAAGAAAUUCUUACUGAGCAACAUAUUCCAACAUCUGAGAACGGUAGAGGUGGGUCAACUUCAGAGCAAAAUGUGCAGGUUGCUCCGGAUGUUAACCAGGCAGAUCAAAGUAGAAUGAGUAAUGAAGCCUCUGGUGCUAAUGCUUUAGAUCCUACUUUUUUAGAGGCAUUACCUGAGGACUUGCGAGCAGAAGUUCUUGCAUCACAGCAAGCUCAGCCCAUUCAACCUCCUACUUAUGCUCUACCCUCAGCGAAUGAUAUUGAUCCUGAAUUCUUAGCGGCACUUCCUCCUGGUAUCCAAGCAGAAGUCUUGGCCCAGCAGAGAGCACAGAGUGUUGCUCAGCAGGCAGAGGGACAACCAGUUGAUAUGGAUAAUGUUUCUAUCAUUGCUACACUUCCUGCUAAUUUGCGGCAAGAAGUUCUGUUAAACUCCUCGGAGGCAGUUUUGUCAGCACUCCCUUCUUCAUUGCUAGCUGAAGCUCAGAUGCUUAGAGAUCGAGCAAUGAGUCACUAUCAGGCUGGCACUCUCUUCAGUAACACCCAAAGACUGGGCAAUCGAAGGAAUGGCCGCCUCGGUUUCAAUAGGCAGACAGUGAUGGACAGGGGUGUUGGAGUUACAAUUGGUGGUAGAACAGCUUCUGCCAUUGCAGAUAGCCUGACGAUGAAAGAAAUUGAAGGCGAACCACUUCUGGAUGGAAAAUCGUUAAAAUCUUUAAUACGACUUCUAAGAUUAGCCCAGCCGCUUGGAAAAGGUCUAUUGCAGAGACUUUUGUUUAACCUUUGUGCUCAUAGUGUUACAAGGACAAUUCUAGUUUACCUUUUACUAGAUAUGAUCAAUUCCGAGGCUGAAGGUUUUGUGGGUGGAGUUGCAACAAUCAAUUCUCAGAGGCUUUAUGGUUGUCAGUCGAAUGUUGUUUAUGGUCAAUCACAGUCGGAUGGUCUUCCUCCUUUGGUGUUGCGUCGUAUUCUUGAGAUUUUAACUUAUUUGGCUACAAAUCAUUCUUCUGUUGCCAAUAUGUUAUUCUACUUCGACCUGGAGGCUUUCCCUGAGGAUUUGAGUUCUACAUUCAUGGAAACUAAGAAGGGGAAGGAGAAAGUUGUGGCAGGACUUCUAUCAAGUAAUGUAAAAAAGUGUCGAGCUGGAAUUGUUCCUUUGGUUCUAUUCCUGAAGCUUUUGAAUCGACCACUUUUCUUGCGUAGUGUUGUGCGUCUUGAACAGGUUAUGUGCCUCCUUCAAGUAGUUGUUCAUAUUGCAUCAUCAAAACUAGAGCAUCAGUCCCGGUCUGAACAUGGAACAGGAAAUCCCCCUAUUUUGCCUGUUAAUGAAGCUAGUGUUGUUUCAAAGUAUCCUGCUUUGCCUGAGGGAGAAUCAAAGCAAGAAAGAAGUGAUGCUGCUGGGUCAACUUCAGGUGGAAAAAGGAGUAAUGACAUACAUAAUAUCUUCUUGCUACUGCCGCAGUCUGUUUUGUGCAAUUUAUGCGCACUUCUUGGCCGCGAGGGGCUUUCUGAUAAAGUAUAUGCGCUAGCUGGUGAGAUACUGAAAAAGUUGUCCUCAGUUGUGGCACCCCAUCGAAAAUUCUUCAUGUCAGAACUCUCAGAACUUGCUAAUGGCUUGAGCAGCUCUGCUAUCAGCGAGCUUGUUACCUUGAAGAAUACGAACAUGUUAGGUUUAAGUGCUAGUUCAAUGGCUGGGGCAGCAAUUGUACGUGUUUUGCAGGUUCUAAGUUCACUUACUUCCCCUUGUGCGAGGGAGACCAUAAAUUCAGUGUGUGACAUUGAAUUAGAGGAGCAAGCCAUCAUGUGGAGGUUGAAUGUGGAACUAGAGCCAUUGUGGCAAACAUUAAGUGAUUGUAUAAGUGUGAUUGAGACACAACUGUCUCAGAGCUCCUCUUUCACUACGCCAAUUAAUGUUGGGGGGCUACUCCAGGGCACUAUCUCUUCCUCUCCUCUACCUCCUGGAGGUCAGAGACUCCUGCCAUUCAUUGAGGCUUUCUUUGUUUUGUCUGAAAAGCUUCAAGCAAAUCUAUCCAUUUUGCAACAAGAUCAUGCCAAUAUUACUGCAAGAGAGGUCAAAGAGUCUGCUGGCAGUUCAGACACAUUAAGCAUGAAGGGUGCUGAUUAUCAGAAAAAGUCUGAUGGUGCUGUUACAUUUACAAGAUUUUCUGAGAGGCAUCGCCGUCUUUUGAAUGCUUUUAUUAGACAAAACCCAGGCUUAUUAGAGAAGUCACUUUCAAUAUUGUUGAAGGCUCCUAGGCUGAUUGAUUUUGAUAAUAAGAGAGCCUAUUUCCGUUCAAGAAUUAGGCAACAGAAUAAGCAACAUAUUUCUGGUCCAUUGCAGAUCAGUGUUCGUCGGGCCUAUAUUUUGGAGGAUUCAUAUAAUCAGUUGCGUAAGCGUCCAACUCAAGAUUUGAGAGGACGGUUGACUGUGCAGUUUCAAGGUGAAGAGGGUGUUGAUGCGGGUGGCCUGACAAGAGAAUGGUAUCAGUUACUUUCAAGGGUUAUUUUUGACAAGGGAGCCUUGCUAUUCACUACAGUUGGAAAUAAUGUAACUUUCCAGCCAAAUCCAAAUUCUGUCUACCAAACAGAACAUCUUUCCUACUUUAAAUUCGUUGGCCGUGUGGUUGCAAAGGCCCUGUUUGAUGGGCAACUUUUGGAUGUUUAUUUCACAAGAUCUUUCUACAUGCACAUUCUUGGGGUUAAGGUGACUUACCAUGAUAUAGAAGCAGUCGAUCCUGAUUAUUAUAAGAACUUGAAGUGGAUGCUGGAGAACGAUGUGAGUGACAUUCCUGAUCUUACAUUUAGCAUGGAUGCAGACGAGGAGAAGCACAUUCUUUAUGAGAAAAAUGAGGUCACUGAUUACGAGCUUAAGCCAGGAGGAAGAAAUAUAAGGGUUACUGAAGAAACAAAGCAUGAAUAUGUAGACCUUGUCGCAGAUCAUAUUUUAACCAAUGCUAUCCGCCCUCAGAUUAACUCAUUUCUAGAUGGUUUUAACGAGCUCGUGCCUCGAGAACUUAUUUCUAUUUUUAACGACAAAGAGCUUGAGUUACUCAUCAGUGGGCUUCCAGAAAUUGAUUUGGAUGAUUUGAAGGCAAACACAGAGUAUACUGUCUACACAGCUGCAUCAAGUGUUGUGCAGUGGUUUUGGGAGGUAGUUAAAUCCUUUAGUAAGGAAGACAUGGCAAGAUUGCUGCAGUUUGUGACUGGAACAUCAAAGGUUCCACUGGAGGGUUUUAAAGCUUUGCAAGGUAUCUCUGGGCCUCAAAGGUUUCACAUUCACAAGACAUAUGGAGCUCCUGAUAGGUUACCAUCAGCCCAUACAUGCUUUAAUCAACUAGAUCUUCCCGAGUACUCAUCAAAGGAGCAGCUUCAGGAACGCUUGAUGCUUGCCAUUCACGAAGCCAGUGAAGGAUUCGGCUUUGGUUGAGCCAUGGUUCGAUUUGCAUUUGGAGACCAAUGUUAUCUGAAAUUGCCAUGUACAUGUUAGUGAAAUACAAAAUUGAUGGGCAGCCCCGGCAUUGGAAAACUUGCAAGGAUCGAUCGAGUUCUCUGGAAGAUAAAUAAAAAGCUUGCAACCGAGCAGACAGAUUACUGUGGGUUCGUUUGAAGACUUUGACGUGCAGAUCACUCGCUCCUCUUGCAGCCAACAAACUAAACUACGUCUGAGGAGUAGUCGGCCUUGUUAUGUUUCUGUAUAUAAACGUCAGGUGGUCAGAUUUGGUGGAAAACAACAGAAACAAGCAUAGCCAUAGCCAGCUUGAGCUUGUUCCUAGGGAUAAUUUGUUGAGCUUUUUGUCCUUAUUUCAAGGGGCCAUUGUUCUUAGUUUCUUUCUUUUAAAUGAUUGGUGAGAGGUAAGGGGAUUUUGUUUCUAAUAUUUCUACUAACUUUGUAUAUUGGUAUUGGUAAUUCUUUCUUAUUGGUUUAAUAAGAAAAAAAAAAAAAAAA